Striga asiatica is the source of this 1119-nucleotide messenger RNA. NCBI's taxonomy places the organism in Eukaryota, Viridiplantae, Streptophyta, Magnoliopsida, Lamiales, Orobanchaceae. The record is from the annotation of a GenBank genome assembly.
AUGUGGAUCGAAGUGGAGGCGGAAGUUGGAGACUCGAAGGCGAAGGUUGAAGGCGGUGGUCGGAGGUGGGCGGACGGGAUGGAAUUCGAUUUGUGGGCGGGCGGGCUUGACGAUUCACUGAGGAAAAAAAAAUUUAAAUGCGCGAAUUUCAGGCGAAUGCACUCAAAUUUCAGGUCAUCUGUUUUCUGCUCUGAAAGCGGUGGAUUUUUUGCACAUUGUUCUGGUGAUGAGGGUUUGUUAAGGAGUUUUAACAUGAAAUUUAAAAAUGGCUGGCGAUCGGUUGUACCUAUUCACAUGCGAGGCGAAUCUUCCAGUGGAUUCUGUGUUUUUCCGAAAGUUAAGUCGCCAGGUCAGAGUCCCGGGACAGGUGGCGAAUCUGACUCGGGAUUCUGUGUGUUUCCUAAAGUUAAAUCGGCAGGUCACAUUCCUGAGAACUUUCCUGUUUAUCUCAAUGUGUAUGAUUUAACUCCCAUUAAUGGCUACCUUUAUUGGGCUGGAGUUGGUGUAUUUCACACCGGCGUCGAAGUGCACGGUGUUGAAUAUGCUUUUGGGGCUCAUGAAGACCCCUCAAGUGGAGUGUUCGAAAUCGACCCGAAGCAAUGCCCAGGGUUUAGAUUCCGGAAGUCGAUUUUCAUUGGUAACACACAUUUGAACCGUGACCAAGUUCGGGAAUUUAUGGAGCACCAAUCUGUGAACUACAAUGGCAACACGUAUCACCUUGUCGUUAAGAAUUGCAACCAUUUUUGUGAGGAUAUGUGCUAUAAGCUAACUGGAAAUCGCAUUCCCAAAUGGGUGAAUCGGCUAGCACGGAUAGGUUCGGUAUGCAACUUUAUUCUUCCAGAGGCCCUCAAAACGACCAAAGUACGUCAUGAUGCGAAUUGUCGAGACCCGGAUUGUGAGAGGAAGAGUUUGAGGAGAUCUCUAAGCUGCUUCUCUUCGAUUUCUAUGCACCACAGAAAUCGAGAAGUAUCGAUGUCAUCCUUGUUCCUACACACUCACUACAAAGGUUGUUUGCCCCCUUGGGAGCUUAAAAAACCAAGAAGUAAAUCAAUGAGAGAAAAAUAGGAAAAUAUAUAUAUAUAUAUAUAUAUAUAUAUAUUUUAUUUUUGGUUUACAAAU